GCCGGCGCCACGACCUGAAGCCAAAAACCCGUAGUUAACGGUAGGCUUGCUGCGGUCGUCCCAUGCUACCAUGUGUCGUGCCACAAGAAGAGCACGGGCAAAGAUCCGAUUGUCGGACGCGCAGUGGCAUGGUUCAACAUCAAGCAGGCCAUGUAUAAAAUUAAUCUGACCUCACUCUGACCCUGUGGCUCUUCGAGGCAGGGACUUUGUGGGGAGGGGAUCUCUGAGGCUGAAAAAGAAACGUUCUUAGAACAUCUUGGGAUCGAUGCCAAUGCGGCUCAGCCCAGCACCUGGAAUGGAAGGACGGGAAAAAGCAAAAAAAAAACAACAACAACAAAAAAACACUUUGCUUGUGAGGGGACGGGAUCCACAAGCGCGUGGCGCCGCAGUUUGGCUUGUGGGUAUGCGAAGUAUAUCUCAACGUACACAUACUUGCACAUGUCGCAAUGGCUUUUUUCCCUGUGAACUUGUGUUGGGGAAGCUGGUAGCCAAUCUAUCGGCGAUACAAACUAUCAAGGUUGCCGAAGAGCGAGACCAGAGCUUAUUACGAGGAGGGACUUCAGACAUGGGGGGUUACCUGUUCUGAUAUCAUGAGAUAUUUGAGAAGCAUCAGUCUUUGCUCGACAAGAUUACGACCCUACCCGGAGGUCUCGGGUCGCCCCGUGCUUUUCCAACGUCCAGUUGAGCAUCACCGAUGACCUCGGGCGUCUCCAUUCGCGGAUCUGCCAUUCUACCUCGGCCACUCCACACUCAUUUGGACUUCUUCAACACCAUCUUCUGAUUGAGGCAAUUGCAAUGUUGCGCGAUAAACGACACCUUGGACGGGCGCGCAGAAGAAGCAGGAUCCAGGGUUGGUCAGUCUUAUCGUUGCGUUGCGUUGCGACUAGACAAAACUUAAAAAAGUUUCUCUCAUUUCCCCAUAUUGGGAAAACAUUACAAACCGCGCAAUAUGCACAGUUGACAACGCGGCCCCCUCGGGCAGUGCACCAUCUUCUGAUGCUUCUUCACCUGUGCGCCAUCUUGCUUCUUCCGCCCCCCCCAAGUAUGUUCCAGGUUGUGAACAGGGGCGAACGGCAAGGAGCUAUGGCCUCCUCGGAUAGAUUGCCAUGAUGCUCAACCACCCAGGAAGUGCCCUGCAGAUACAUACAUACAGGUAAUGCUCUCCAUACUUUAUUCUCCGGUCGGCACUGUCGUCUGCUUGAAGCUCGAGCCCUUCCACUGCAUUGCAUUCUCGAAAAGGAAGAGAGCUGCUGGAGCUCCCGUCAGAGCAUGUCAUUGAUUGGACCACUUCUGAAGGUCUGAGCCGGGCAAUUUGUUUGGUCCGUACGAUGAUACCCUGAUAUUCCAAACCACGCUGAGAUACACGUGAUGUUCUGCAUCAGCUCUUCUUACUGAUCUGAUAUUGCUGGGUCAUCCCUGGCUGGAGCGGUCUCAAUCAUUAUGAUAACCCGAUUGACUUUACCGGGUGAAAUUGAGGGAUGCUACAACGGCUCUUUGUCACCCCUGUCAUCGGAUAAUGGUAUUGAAUCGGUCAUGAACGGCUUUGGCGACCUAAAACAGGUAUUGAUCUCGUCGGUAGUCAGUAGCCGGGUCUGUAUGGAAGCAAACUUCGAGGUGGAACCAAUAGGUCAAACGUGGUGGUAAUUUUUUUCUUCUCAUACGAUCUCCUCACCUCGUAUAUCUGCCCUUUCAUACCCUCUUACUCUCAUUCGUCGUGGGGCAAUCAUGGCUGUGAGCAACAAGUAUUCUUGAGAAGGGAUCCGCACCCUCUGUGAAGACCCGGCCCUAUUUGUCUGUCCCGCCGUAUAUCAGAAACAAACAGCCAUCGCCGAUUUUACUUGGCCCAGUACAAUUGAACUCGUACUCUUUUGGCGGUCUUCAUUUCACCGUCAUUGGUGUCAAAUUGUGGUAAUAGGGGCAACAUUGCGACUUUUCGAAGCCAAGGUGCAGUGUUGAAAGCGAUCCACGAUAAUUGCUCUCAAGUUACUGGCGUUGUUGUUCCCAACUUACACUUACACUUCGUUUAGUUUCUUUUCUCUUCUUUUUGCUUUUUCCAUCGAUCUCCCGUCUUGCCCGCCUCCAGAACCGAUGUCGAUGAGGGGAGCCUUGCUAGCUUGGCCACUUUUAUCGGCCCCUGGUCGCCCACAUCUAGAACGAGCAGGCAUUGACACACACAUCGUCAUCCCAAGAGAGAAGGACGUGAGAGACUGCAUCGUCAACCGCGGCGAGACGGAUAUGCAGGCCACCCUUCCCUCUGCAAGGAUGCCUUGUUUGUGUUUGCAUCAGAGAAGCUUCAUCCUGACAGACAUACAUACUCAGGCUAUUCCGAGUCAAGCUUUGCUGAUUGCCUAGUUGAUUUGAGGCUGGGAGAAGAGGCAACAAUGCAGUCAAGACAAACGCUCAAACAACCAGAAGAGGUGUCGUGCAUGAUACUAAAGAAGCAUGAAUGCUGCAGAACUGCGCAAGUGCCUGGAAUUCGUUGAUAAUGUUUCAUCUAGUUUGAAAUACGGCUGGUGUGCUAACAAUAGUUCUCUCUGCCACAACCUUUAUUCAGUCCCAAGGUUAUCUGUCGCCUCUUUCCUCCUUCUACCUCCACUCAAGAUACGCACGAGUAAAACAACCCAAAAACGCCCGCAUCCCUCCAUGACACUCACUCACACCCUCUUUUGGCAAUCUAACGGUGCUGCAGGACUCUAAGACCGAAUAGGUAAAGUGAAAGACACCAUGGACCAGACAGAGAGGGGCGCGACGAGGGGGAAACAUUGAAGCAUGAAACACUGUAAAAAAAAACAAUCCAACCGAGCAGCCAACCAUGAAAGAAGUGGCUGAUGCACAAAAAACGCCGUGGUCAACCAGUCAACUUGUGAGGAUGUGCAACUCCAGACCGGGAUGAAUAAGGGAGGGGAAGAGCUUUGCCGAGCUACAUAGUAGUCGCAAACAACACCUCUUCCCUACUCUCAGUAACAAGAAACGUUUGUGUCUUGUCGGCCCCAUCCCCAUGCAAGGCCGAGCCGCAAUGGAGGGCCGUUUCCCGCACGUACAUGGUAGGGCUAAGCAUUGGAUAAGCAAAGAGGUCGAUCGCUCACGUUUUGAAUCCCUGCCCACGCCUGUAUUGUCGAUUUCUAGGGGACGCAUGGAGAGCCUUUCCUAGCCUUUCUUUCAUGGGCCUCUGCAGUGAGUACUUCAUCGACCAGCCUUCAUGGCUUCCUUGCGGCGCUUCUUUUCUGCAGCGCGUGCGAGAGAACGCUUGACGUCGCCUUGCUCAAAGCUGUCGAUAUCGUAGUACGUAGGGGCAAUUUCCUGCAAAAAAUGUUAGUAACUGUAAAAUUGACUCAAGGUGCUCGUAAUGAAACGAGAGUCAUCUGGGACUAUCACUUACCAACAGCCACUCAGGUCGGAUACCCGUACAUGUUCGGAUGUAUUGCUUGGACGUCAAGACAAACUCGUUGUAGAGGACCCAGUCGAACUCGGUACGGAGGACAGUUGAAGGGUGAAUUAGCACAGCCUGGUCGUCCUUGACAGUGCGAUAGAGCUUGCCAGAGCUCUCCUUCAUGGCGACCUGCAUGAAGAAACCGGCGAGCAGUGCGCGUCGAAUGUUGGUAUAGUAGUUUUUGUCCUCAAACGGUGUUGACACAAGCUCCAAGCCAUGCGUCUCCAUGAUGCGCUUGAGCUGAGCGCGAACGUUAUCCGCACUCGAGAGAUGUCGGAAGGAGAGGAAGUGCUCGUGGCACCACUGCUUUGCACUGUUGGGGUCGGAUGUUGCCUGGCCCUUGAAAGCGUGAUAGGCGUUGAGCAGGGUGAGGUGGUCACCAUCGGGAUGCGCAAAUUGAGCCUUCAUCUCAUCGGCGCGCUUUCGGUUGUUGGCAGGGCGAGUGAAGAUUUGAGGAACUGAGAGAAGCGAGGUAAUAGAGAGAAUCUCGUUCGAGCAGUAGAACUCGGGAGACGAGAUAAGCAUGACCGCCAGAGCGGGAUCAAGGGGGAAUGCUGAGGCCAUGCUGCCGAGAGUGGUCAGCUCACCAUCGUCGUCCAGACAGGCAAGAUAGUUGAGCUCCUCAAGGGCGCGCAUCAUGGUCUCGGGAGCAGGGGGGUCCAUAAGAUCGAAGUGGACAAGAUCCUCCACACCAAGCUUCUUGAGCUCCAGAACGGUGUUGGCGAGGUUGGAGCGCAGAAUCUCGGGAUAUGUUUGCUCAAUAAGCUCCUUCUUGAAGGCCUUCUCGGUGUACAGACGGAAACACUUUCCGGGCUUGGUACGACCAGCACGACCAGCACGCUGCUGGGCUGAAGCCUUGGAGAUGGGUGAGACAAGGAGAGACUCAACACGGAUACGAGGGUUGUAGAUCUUCUGCUUGCUAAACCCGGGAUCCACGACAUAGACGAUACCGUCGAUAGUCAAACUAGUUUCGGCAAUAUUGGUAGAAACAAUGACCUUGCGACCAGGACGACCGCCCUUGCGAAUAGGCGCAGGGGCCUUGUCGAAGAUGCGCUGUUGCUGGUGGGGAGGCAGGGUACCGUACAGAGGGUAAACGGCGAGAGGACCAGCGUCGACCUCGCGCAUCAGCUCAUCAGCCUCGAGACUGAUCUUGCGACAAGCGUCCUCAAUCUCGUCUUCACCUGUAAGGAAAAGCAAAACAUCACCCUCAGGCUCUGAAGCGUGAAUCUGGAGAACGGUUCUUAUGGCGGCCUCGACGUAAUCGCGCUCAGGCUCGGGGGUGUAGAAGAUCUCGACAGGAUGUGUUCGACCGGGGACGGCGAGCAGGGGCGCAUCGUUGAAAUACUUUUGGAACUUUUGAGCAUCGAGGGUAGCAGACAUGAUGAUGAUCUUGAGGUCGGGGCGGCGCAUAGAAAUCUGCUUGAGUAGAGCCAUGAGAAUAUCGGUCGCGAGAGUACGUUCGUGAGCCUCAUCGAGAAUAAUACAACUGUAGCGAGACAUCUCGUGGUCGUGCAUGGCCUCACGCAGAAGCAUACCAUCAGUCAUGUACUUGAGCAUAGUCUUAGGACCUGUCAUGUCCUCGAAACGAAUGCUGUAACCAACUUCCUCGCCCAGGGUGACGUCCAUCUCGUCGGCGACACGCUGCGCGACCGACAUGGCGGCGACUCGACGUGGCUGGGUACAGGCGAUAAGCUUGCCGGUAAGAUGCGGUAGCUCGUCGUAGACGACAUACUGAGGAAUUUGAGUAGUCUUUCCAGAACCUGUCUCACCGACAAAGACGAGAAUCUGUGUUGAGUGGUACUUGUCCAAAAACUCUUGUCGUUGCUUGUGGACAGGCAGAUCGCGACGGCCCUGGAGAAUCUGGAAGUACUUUUGCGAAUGAGGCCGGCCGGUGAAAGGGUUCGACUCAGAGUCCUCAGCUUUUGAGGCCUGGGCAGCGGUAGUAUGCUGCCUCUUCAUACCAGUGAGAGGAGACUCUGGCGAAGGCUCUGCGCCAUGACCAUUGCUAUUACCGUUGUCGUACAUGUGAGCGAGGUAAGGGUUGUAUUUCUCGUCCUCACCGUCCUUCUUGGCCUUCUUUCGCGUGGAUUCGUCGGCGUCGGCGCUUGAACGCUUUCCUCCCUUGAUAUCGGACAUUAUUUUCGGUGAAUGACAGGGAGAGGAGGUGAGAGAAAGUGGCGAGGCUGAAGCGGAAGGCCGUGGUGUUUUUGUUUUCUGCUAAUGCUAGAAAAUUUUGGCGGGACCUUCUAGGCAG
Fusarium odoratissimum NRRL 54006 is the source of this 5684-nucleotide messenger RNA. RefSeq lists its product as uncharacterized. The transcript is spliced from 2 exons. The record is from RefSeq and is a predicted model, not a curated record. Lineage: Eukaryota; Fungi; Ascomycota; Sordariomycetes; Hypocreales; Nectriaceae. The coding region runs from base 266 to 586 and encodes 106 amino acids.